AUGCCACCUAAACAAGACAGUAAUAAUAAAGUGAACAAGAGAGUAAGAAAGUCAAUUACAAUGGAGGUUAAAUCUAAGAUUUUAAAACUCAAAGAUCGCGGUUAUUCGACUUCAUCUAUUGGACGAGAACUUAAUUUAUCACGCACUACGGUACAAACAAUAAUGAAAGAUAAAGAAAAACUCUUAACAGCUCUUCCUUCCGUCUCUUCAAACAGCACUAUUAUACGCAAAAGGAAUGCUUUAAUUUAUGAAAUGGAAAAACUGUUGUACAGUUGGAUUCAAGAUCAAACCCAGCGACGGGUUCCUCUAAGUUUGGCUAUUAUACAAAAUAAGGCGCUGAGUAUCAUCAACACACUGCAAAAUAAACGUGGCGAGAAUAAUAGUGACGAAACAAAAUGUUUUUCUGCCAGUCGCGGAUGGUUCAUGCGCUUUAAAACGAGAUAUUCGUUACAUAACAUUCGAGAAGCUGCUAGUGCCGAUCAUGUGGCUGCUCAGAGUUUUUCUGGAAUAUUAAAGGAAAUUAUCGAAAGUGGAGACUAUUCGCCUAAACAAAUUUUUAACGUGGACGAAACUGGUUUGUUUUGGAAAAAAAUGCCCUCUCGUACUUUUAUAUCACAGGAAGAAAAGUCUAUGCCUGGAUUUAAAGCGGCUAAAGAUCGUUUGACGUUGUUAUUGGGUUCGAAUGUUGAGGGUGAUCUUAAAUUGAAACCCCUUUUAGUUUAUAGGUCUGAAAAUCCUCGAGCUCUCAAAAAUUACGUCAAGAGUACUCUUCCAGUUAUAUGGAAGGCUAAUCCAAAGGCAUGGGUUACAUCAAUAGUUUUUGAAGAAUGGUUUACUAAGCAUUUUAUACCUGAAGUGAAACAGUACUGUUCAAACAAUAAUUUGGCUUAUAAAGCUUUACUUAUUUUGGACAAUGCUCCCGGCCAUCCUGUGCGUAUUGCCGAUAUUCAUCCUCAAAUCAAAGUCGUGUUCCUGCCUCCCAACACCACUUCGUUGUUACAGCCGAUGGAUCAAGGAGUUAUCGCGUCUUUUAAGGCCUAUUAUCUCAGGAGAACUUUUUCACAGGCUGUAAAGGCUAAUGAAAAUGAUGGCAUGGAGCUGAGAGAUUUUUGGAGUGUGGAAAAAGUUACGCCCAUUUUUUUUGAGCCAUUUGAAAGUUCAACAUCUACAGAUCAACCAAAUGUCGAUGAGAUCACAACUGACAUUGUUCAUUUGGCUAACCGUUUCCCUGACAUUGCAGUUACUACUGAUGAUAUUGAUGAUCUGUUAAGCUCACAUUCGCAAGAACUGACUGAUGAAGAUCUUAUUGAAUUGGAGGCACAAGUACAAAAGGAAGCACUCGAGUCACAAGAAAUAGCUUCUUCUAUUAGUGACUCUGAAAAAGAACUUACACUAAAAAAACUUUCCGUAGCCUUUGCAAAUUUGAAGAAUGCCAUGAAAAUUUUUGAAGAAAAUGAUCCUAAUUUUGAAAGAAGUUUUAACGUUAAUAACAAAAUUUGUGCAGCCUAUCACUGUUACCAAGAUCUGUAUGAUAGCAAGAAGAAAGAAGCCAAACAAUCUAGAAUUGAUAGUUUCUUUAAGCCAAAAGAAAGCGAAAUAGUAGAAGAGUUACUCGAAGGUUGUGCUGUAAUGGCUGAUCGAGGAUUCAAGAAUAUUGUUCAGCUUCUUGACAAUAAAAAUAUUGAAUUAAUUCGACCACCUUCAGUGUUUUACAAGGCAAACGAAUCGCUGCUAGACGUAUUCAUAUAG
Ctenocephalides felis (cat flea) is the source of this 1749-nucleotide messenger RNA. Its product is annotated as tigger transposable element-derived protein 1-like. The record is from RefSeq and is a predicted model, not a curated record. Gene Ontology annotation, molecular function: DNA binding. The transcript is spliced from 3 exons. NCBI's taxonomy places the organism in Eukaryota, Metazoa, Arthropoda, Insecta, Siphonaptera, Pulicidae. The coding region runs from base 1 to 1749 and encodes 582 amino acids. Gene Ontology annotation, cellular component: nucleus.